ACAAAACUAUCCAAUUCAUUUCUAUCAAUAGUUAUAAGUUAUAUUGUUAUCUAGUGGACAAGUUCAUAAGAAUGUCGUCUGAAUUGACCUGUCACUCAAAUAACGUUGAAUCAACGACAGUUAAAAAUUUUGGAACUAAUUCUUUGGUGAAAUCAUUUCCUGGUUCCAGCUCACAAGAAAACCUUUAUCGUUCUGGUGCUAAUGCGUCAGCUUAUUCCGAAUUUGGAGUGACAUUACAUCAUAUUGCUGUGACACUUUCCGCACAAUCAGAUUGUCUAAGUCCCGUUACUGUUGAUAUUCUCAUUGAUAUUAUUAUGGACAAACUUCAAUCUAUUUUAUCUGAAAACAGAGACACAGUAUUCAAUUCUACAACUCUUAAUGUAGAAGACUUCGAAUCCCCAAUGGAUGAUUUUGCUUGCCCUCACUGCCGCGAACUUUUGUACAAACCUAUUACAUUUCUAUGUGGCCACUCAUUUUGCCAGCUCUGUGUACAGUGUCAAGAAAACCCAAUGACUUUUUGUGAAGUUUGCAAUGUUCUGAUAACAGAUGAAGAAAGAUUAGGAUACAGCAAUAAUGUUGUUCUGAUGGCUGUUUUUGAGUCAUGGCACAAAAACGAAUGGCAAGGCAGAGCUUUAACAACAGAAGGAAUUGCCCUGUUGUGUAAACAGGAAUACAAAAAAGCCAUUGAAAAAUUUAAUAAAGCUUUAGAACUUGUCCCACAAAGCCAUUCUGCUUUCCUACACCGCGCAAAAGCAAAUUUCUCGCUUGGUAAUUAUGAAGCUGCUUUACGAGAUGCUACGCGCGCUUCUGUUGUAGCUCACAAAUCUCCCGAGGCUUAUUAUGUAAAAGGAGAAAUCCUCUACCAGCUUGACUACGUGGAAGAAGCAUUGUUUUACUUUCUUAUUUGUGUGCUUCUCGACUCCAGCCGAAAAGACGCGAAAAAACGAACGCACGAGAUUAUUACCACUCUUGUCUCACCGCAUUUCUCCGCCACAAAUGCAACACAUUCUACCAACAAGCGUUCAAAUCCAAGCCAAAACGAGUUUCCAAGCAAAAGGAAUUGCUUAGAAAACUCACGCAAUCUUCCAUAUUUCCCAGUUUAUGAUGAAACUGCUUCGUCAUCUUCCGCUACAGUUGAUUACGUCACGAAUAAUGACAUCACACCUACCGUCCACGUCACACCUAUGACGUUUACCAACCGCAGUGUAUACCCUCCUUCUGUCCAUGCUUGGUCGAUGAAAAAUUUGGAUGUAAAACCUAGUUUAACCAAAAGUGAUACACCCGAAAAAUAUGAAGCAGCUUUGGAAAUUAUUUUGAAAACGAUCGACGAUUCUUCAGCGAACGAUCUAAGGACGUUACGUACCCAACGCGUCAGCAAAGACCUUGUCGAAGCUAUGGCUCUAAAACCUGCGCCCAAAGCGAGGUUACAAAACAACGAAGAAUUAGAUGAUAGCGACUUGGAAUGUAGCUUGUGUAUGCGACUUCUAUGUGACCCUGUAUGUACACCCUGCGGACAUAUGUUCUGCCAAGGAUGCAUCGAAAGAUGUCUUGACCAUAAAUCUCAAUGUCCAUUGUGUAAGAAGACAGCUAAACACAACAAGUCGCUAGAGGCGCUACACUCCCCCUGUUGUUACGUCACAAAAGCUAUUAUACGUCAAUAUCUUCCUGAAGAAUACGCAGAACGCGAAUUACAACACAAACAAGAAAUCGAUGAAUUAACAAAAACCCAACCAAUUUUCGUAUCUACGAUUGCAUAUCCUUCGGUACCCUGUCCGUUACAUAUCUUCGAACCACGUUAUAUGCUGAUGUUACGUCGCUGUUUAGACUACAAUGACCGGGAAUUCGGCAUGUGCAUGAGGUCUCCAGACAAACCGCAUCAUGACAACGGCACAACUUUACGAGUAAAAAACGUCAAAUUUUUCCCUGAUGGUCGUUCAGUCGUGGACAGCGUUGGCAACCGACGUUUCGUGACAAAACACAGCCAAAAACGGGACGGCUACCACGUCGCAACUCUUAAAUUUAUUGAAGAUACAAAAAUCCGGGACGAAGAUAUAGAAAAACUGACACGAAUCGUUGAUAAGGUAUACGACGAGGCAAGAGAAUGGUUUUCUUCAGUAACUCCUCCUCUUAAACAGAAAAUAACGCUUCAUUUUGGCGACCUACCCACUAAACAAUAUGGGUUUAACACCGAGAACGGGCCCGAUUGGCUAUGGUGGGUUCUUGCUGUAUUACCAGUAGAAGACACAUACAAAGCUUCUAUUGUGGGUAAAAACAAUCUCCAAGAACGGCUACUCACUAUACACAAAAUAUUCGUAUGCUUACAAGUUAAAAGCAAGAAAAACAGCCAGGGUUCGGCGUCUACUUCGUCGUCUAGCUAGCUUCGAGGGGAUUCGAACCUGUUCCCACCCACUUCAAGCCACUGUCACUGUGCACAGCUUACCGCUGCUUACUCGGCACUGCUUAGUAAUUAAUACAUUUAAAUAACAUUUCAUUUUUUUGAAAUUUGAAGUAAAAUAAUAAUGUAUUGAUUCUCGCUUCGUAGUACGGUAUACGCCCGAUGCUAAUUAUUGCUUCGUGAAAAAUUGGACCAAAAAAGGCGCUAUGGGAUAAAACACGCACAGUACACCAACUGUUCAUAUAAAACCCAAACAGUGUACCGUUUUUUAUACAGAAAUUUUACAAUUAGUGAUAUUUUUGAAUUAUUGUACCGCUUUUACAAAAGCACCAAUUUGGAGUUUGAUCAGCAAUAUAUACUAUUAUUGAUGUAGCGAAAUAAAACCUGUUGUUCACGCUUA
Messenger RNA from Ciona intestinalis (vase tunicate), 2795 nucleotides. The record is from RefSeq and is a predicted model, not a curated record. NCBI's taxonomy places the organism in Eukaryota, Metazoa, Chordata, Ascidiacea, Phlebobranchia, Cionidae.